GGGAUCGCUGCGAGGGCCGGGGCGGGCCGGGCGGUGGGGACGACCGACGGCGACUAUGGCCGCGGCGGCGGGCGGCGGCGGGCUAGGGGCGGCGGCGGGCGCCGCGGGCGCGGGAGGCGCGGCGACGGCCGCGGGCCUGGCCGUUUAUCGGCGGAAGGACGGUGGCCCGGCCAGCAAGUUUUGGGAGAGCCCGGAGACGGUGUCCCAGCUGGAUUCGGUGCGGGUCUGGCUGGGCAAGCACUACAAGAAGUAUGUUCAUGCGGAUGCUCCUACCAACAAAACGCUGGCUGGGCUGGUGGUACAGCUUCUUCAGUUCCAGGAAGAUGCCUUUGGGAAGCAUGUCACCAACCCGGCCUUCACCAAACUCCCGGCAAAAUGUUUCAUGGAUUUCAAAGCUGGAGGCACCUUGUGUCACAUUCUUGGGGCUGCUUACAAGUAUAAAAAUGAACAGGGAUGGCGUAGAUUUGAUCUACAGAAUCCAUCCCGAAUGGAUCGGAAUGUUGAAAUGUUUAUGAACAUUGAAAAAACAUUGGUGCAGAGCAACUGUCUGACCAGACCCAACAUCUACCUCAUUCCAGACAUUGAUCUGAAGUUGGCUAACAAAUUAAAAGAUAUUAUCAAACGACAUCAGGGGACUUUCACUGAUGAGAAGUCAAAAGCUUCCCACCACAUUUAUCCAUAUCCUUCCUCACAAGAGGAUGAAGAGUGGUUGAGACCGGUGAUGAGAAAAGAUAAGCAGGUGUUAGUGCAUUGGGGGUUUUACCCAGACAGCUAUGAUACUUGGGUCCAUAGUAAUGAUGUUGAUGCAGAAAUUGAAGAUCCACCAAUUCCAGAAAAGCCAUGGAAGGUUCAUGCGAAAUGGAUUUUGGACACUGAUGUUUUCAAUGAAUGGAUGAAUGAGGAGGAUUAUGAGGUGGACGAGAACAGGAAGCCCGUGAGCUUUCGUCAGCGAAUUUCAACAAAGAAUGAAGAGCCAGUCAGAAGUCCAGAGAGAAGAGAUAGGAAAGCAUCAGCUAAUGCUCGAAAGAGGAAACAUUCGCCUUCCCCUCCACCUCCUACACCCACAGAAUCCCGGAAGAAGAGUGGAAAGAAAGGCCAAGCUAGUCUUUAUGGGAAGCGCAGAAGUCAGAAAGAGGAAGAUGAGCAAGAAGAUCUUACCAAGGACAUGGAAGACCCAACACCGGUACCCAACAUAGAGGAAGUGGUGCUUCCAAAAAAUGUGAACCCAAAGAAAGACAGUGAAAACACACCUGUUAAAGGAGGAACUGUCGCAGAUCUAGAUGAGCAGGAUGAAGAAACAGUCACAACAGGAGGAAAGGAAGAUGAAGAUCCUAGCAAAGGUGAUCAGAGUCGCUCACUUGACCCUGGAGAAGAUAAUGUGACAGAGCAGACCAAUCACAUUAUUAUUCCUAGUUAUGCAUCAUGGUUUGAUUAUAACUGUAUUCACGUGAUUGAACGGCGUGCUCUUCCUGAGUUUUUCAAUGGAAAGAACAAAUCCAAGACUCCAGAAAUAUACUUGGCAUAUCGAAAUUUUAUGAUUGACACAUAUCGCCUAAACCCCCAAGAAUAUUUAACCAGCACUGCUUGUCGGAGGAACUUGACUGGAGACGUGUGUGCUGUGAUGAGGGUUCAUGCCUUUUUAGAGCAAUGGGGGCUUGUUAAUUACCAAGUGGAUCCAGAAAGUCGACCCAUGGCAAUGGGACCUCCUCCUACUCCUCAUUUUAAUGUAUUAGCUGAUACCCCCUCUGGGCUUGUGCCUCUACAUCUUCGAUCACCUCAGGUCCCUGCUGCUCAGCAGAUGUUAAAUUUUCCUGAGAAGAACAAGGAAAAACCAAUUGAUCUGCAGAACUUUGGUCUUCGUACUGACAUUUACUCCAAGAAAACCUUAGCAAAGAGUAAAGGUGCUAGUGCUGGAAGAGAAUGGACUGAACAGGAGACCCUUUUGCUCCUGGAGGCUCUGGAGAUGUAUAAGGAUGAUUGGAACAAAGUGUCAGAGCAUGUUGGAAGUCGUACUCAGGAUGAAUGCAUCCUCCACUUUCUGAGGCUUCCUAUUGAGGACCCAUACCUUGAGAAUUCGGAUGCUUCCCUGGGGCCCCUGGCCUACCAGCCUGUCCCUUUCAGUCAGUCAGGAAACCCAGUAAUGAGCACUGUUGCUUUUUUGGCAUCAGUGGUGGACCCUCGCGUGGCAUCUGCUGCAGCAAAAGCAGCUUUGGAGGAGUUUUCUCGGGUCCGAGAGGAAGUGCCACUGGAACUGGUCGAAGCUCAUGUCAAGAAAGUGCAAGAAGCAGCACGGGCUUCUGGGAAAGUGGAUCCCACCUAUGGCCUGGAGAGCAGCUGCAUUGCAGGCACAGGACCUGAUGAGCCAGAGAAACUUGAAGGGGCUGAAGAGGAAAAAAUGGAAACAGAUACUGAUGGUCAACAGCCUGAAAAGGCAGAAAACAAAGGGGAAAAUGAAACAGACGAAGGGGAUAAAGCACAAGAUGGAGAAAAUGAAAAAAAUAGUGAGAAGGAGCAGGACAGUGAAGUUAGUGAGGAUACCAAAUCAGAAGAAAAGGAAACUGAAGAGAACAAGGAACUCACUGAUACUUGUAAAGAAAGAGAAAGCGAUCUCGGGAAGAAGAAAGUAGAACACGAAAUUUCCGAAGGAAAUGUGGCCACGGCUGCCGCAGCUGCUCUCGCCUCAGCUGCAACCAAAGCCAAGCAUCUGGCUGCCGUGGAGGAGAGAAAGAUCAAGUCUCUGGUGGCCCUGUUGGUUGAGACACAAAUGAAGAAAUUAGAGAUCAAACUUCGACAUUUUGAGGAGCUGGAAACUAUCAUGGACAGAGAAAAGGAGGCUUUAGAACAACAGAGGCAGCAGUUGCUCACUGAACGCCAGAACUUCCACAUGGAACAGCUGAAAUAUGCCGAAUUGCGAGCCCGGCAGCAGAUGGAACAGCAGCAGCACGGGCAGAACCCUCAGCAGGCACACCAGCACUCAGGAGGACCUGGCCUGGCGCCGCUUGGAGCAGCAGGGCACCCCGGCAUGAUGCCCCAUCAGCAGCCCCCUCCCUACCCUCUGAUGCACCACCAGAUGCCACCACCUCAUCCACCGCAGCCAGGUCAGAUACCAGGUCCAGGUUCCAUGAUCCCUGGGCAGCCCAUGCCAGGCCGCAUGAUUCCCACCGUUGCAGCCAACAUCCACCCCCCCGGGAGUGGCCCAGCCCCUCCUGGUAUGCCUCCAAUGCCAGGAAACAUCUUAGGACCCCGGGUACCCCUCACGGCACCUAAUGGCAUGUAUGCCCCUCCGCCGCCGCCGCCACCGCCGCCGCCGCCGCCCGCCGAUGGAGCCCCUCCGCCUCCCGCUCCAGGCCCGCCCGCCUCGGCCGCCCCUUAGCCCGGAGGAUGCAGGCAGCGUCCACGCCCAGCGCCGGCAGCUGCAGGGGGAUGACGAGACUUGUGCUCCGCGGCUUCCUCGGGUUUCUUUUAGGAUUUUUCUUCUCGCGGCCCCAAGCACGCAUCCUGUAUUUCCCCGUCCCUCUUGCCAGCCCUCGCCGUGCUCUGACGCGUGCUGUGUCAGGUCCUCCGCCGGCACCGGGGGGGUGGGGGGUGGGGGCGGUAGCCUGCGUCCCCCUGUCCUGGUGUGGGGUAUACUGACCGUUUCUCCGCGGGUCCUGUCAGCACGAGAAGUUCAUGUCUAUUGUUUUGGUGCUCUCCCCGCAGUGUUUGGCUUUGUCUGAUGCUUAUGUGGCUCAUGCUUUAUAAUCAUUUUUUUUUUUCUUUUGUCAUUGUUGCUUUAAACGAGAGCAUCCUAAGUUCAUAGGAACCAAAAAAAAAUGGUAAUGGGCAGAGGAAGUAGCCAGAAGGGACAAACCUAAAGGCAUUAUAAGUGACCUUAUUUCUGCUAAUCUGAGCGAAGAUUGGUGCUGAUGGUGAAGUUUCAUGAGACUUUUGCCCCACAUAGACGCACCAAAAUUCAAAGAGAUGGGGACGGGGGGACCCCACUGAUUUUAUUCCUGGUGAGGAAUGGGAGGACCCCCGCCCCCGUGGCCCCUUUAGUACCUGGUAGGGGAGCGCAGAAGCGUUAGAGCAGACCUCCUCCUCUGCCGGGCCCACUGGUUCUGGCUUAUUGUACAGGUGAUUUGUUGGGUUAGGGGUGGGAUCUGGGGAGGCGUUUCUUCAUUCCCUAGACUAGCCAGGAACAUUUGAGAGUCUAGGGACAUGACUACCCACUGAGUCUAGUCCACUAGUCACUGCUUUGUACUCAUUCUUUUUUUUCCUCCCCCUCUUUAAAAAAAACCUUUAAAAAGGACAAAAAAAGUAAGUAGAUAGUGCUAAACAUUUUAGCUCAUGGAACUUGGUUUAGGAUGGCUGGGGGUUCAAGUCCCCGAACUACCUCUUGCAGUCCAGGGUGAGUGGGGUUUAGUGAAGCGGUACUUUAGGUUUGGGAUGGGAUUGGAGAAGUGGGGCAGAAUCAAGGGCCUCGUCCCUUCUCCCUUCCCUUUCUGACAUCUCACAUUCCAUCUGUCGCAGGGUUGUCAGGGAGAUGCUGGGGGGUUCCAAGGCACUCAGUUGGCAAUCAGAGCGUCAUGCUUUGAGGGUUGGGGUACUCGGACUGAGAGAUCGGAAUGCCAUUCCAGAGGAGGAGCCACAAACAUGCCUUAACUCGAGCCCAUUUCUACCCCUGCUGAUGAAUUACUUGAGAGUUUUGGUUCUCUCUUCCUGUCCUUCUUCCCUCCCCUCUAUCCUUCCAUGGAUGGGGGAAGGGUGUGUUUGGUGGAUCUUGAUUUCCAAAGCACCUGGCCUCUUCAUGUCACAUUCUCAAGUGGCAGUUUUAUUAUUUAGAAUGCAAAGUGGAACACCUUUUGGAUAUCUUUUUCUAUAUAUUCUGUAAAGCUUUACAUACGAGAGGGUGUAGGGAGGUGUUUGUAAAACACCUCAGAACUUUCUUCCUUAGUAUCAGAAAGCAAAAAAAUAAAUAAAACCACAAUUAAGAUUUGCCUUUCAAACCCUCAGGUGUUGCCUCUAACCAGGUGGCCCUGGUCACCAUCCGAGUACUGGAACCAAGGAGACCUUGUUCUUUUGUGUGUGUGUUCUGGACUCUUGGAGUGGAAAUGAGCUUGUUCCUGCUGGAGUUGAGUUCCAAUGCAUUUGCCUCCAGAAAGAUCCCAGUGCCUUUUGACAAUGGUCAGGGUGUUCCCUAAUUCCCGCCAGUCUUUCCCAAAGGAAACUCAUUCCAAAUACUUACCUUUUCCACUGGGGUCUUAGAAGGAAAAUGGAAUUCUGGUUCAUACUGUGGUCCCUUGUAACCUCAGGUCUUUAUUGUGAUCACUUUCAAAUUUAAAAGAUCCAGGUGGAAAUAUUUUUACUAUGCUGAUAACAAUUCUACAGAAUACCUGAAUUCUUAACACUGUUAUGUUUCAAUAUAAGUGGUGACUUUUUCUUUUCAUGUCUUUGAUCUGGUUUCGUUCCUGUAAUAAAGCCACCCAAUUUGAGGGGGUGGGGGUGGGAAUAAUACGUGGUUUUUGUACAAACGUGUUUCUCAGUGUGUUAUUUUGGAAAAAUGAAGGGAGGGGAGUUUUGGGAGAUUAGAGGAAAUUGAUCAAGAAGACCUAAUCUCCCUCUUUUUUAGUGAAUAAAUAGAACAUUUCUGGAUUCUAGUCCCAUUCUCUGCAUUCACACACCAAUCUCUUCAUGUGUCCUAUGAGGAGCCUAAAUAUUCAGCCCCACCUGGUCCUGGUCCGCAGUGAGUUCAGCAAUUCGGGGCUUUCUGACCGACCACCUUGAUGAUGCUUAAGGAAGAUACAGUUAAAUGUGCCUUGCCCACUCUUUUCCAUGGUCAAAGUGAAGAAAGAAGUGUGGCCAACAUCCUGGCACCUCCAAGAGAAUGAAUAGUUUUGUUUGGCAAGCUAGAGCAUGUCUGUCAGGAUGCAGUUUAGACGGCCCUAAGUUGGAGGCAGGCCUUGAGGGCAGUUGGUUCCAUGAACCUGGAUGUACUUCUAAGGACAGCCUUUGAGCACCCACAGGCACAAACCCUGUGCAGAAAACAGGAAGAAGCCAUUGCCUUCGAGAGGCACAUGAACCCAGUGAAGCAAAACCGGUGGAUUCUGUGCAGAGUUGUGACCGCUUGACUCCUUGCAGAGGUGUGCUGGCCGCGUUGUGUUCUGCUGCCCAACCUGUUCCAACUUACCUGUAGUACACGGUGCUAGGAGCAGCAGGGUCUCCCAGAGUUCCUGUACUUCCCCAGGGUGAUGAAGGAGGUUAAUCCUUGACCCAAACUAAAGACUGGUCUAUAAACUUGAGUGUGAGUUCUUUUUAAAGUAUAACAGGACAUGUAUAAUCAACCAGUCUUUCACAGGUUCCUCAGAUCCUUACUGUGGAGUGGUUCCCCCAAAUGUAGUUAAGGACAGUAGUUUGCCAACCUCAGGACAGAUCAGGAUCACCCAUAGGAUUGUUCACAGACAAGCUGCUCAGCCCCACCCUCAGAACUGAUUGAGCAGGUCUGGAGUGAGUUCUGAAAUACUGUGUUGUUUAGAGGGGGACAGAGGGAGAAGGAGAGAGAGAAUCUUAAGUAGGCUCCAUGCUGAGGCUCAGUCUCACCACCCUGAGAUCAUGACCCGAGCUGAAAUCAAGAGUCGGAUGCUUAACCAACUGAGCCACCCAGGCGCCCCUGAAAUACUGUGUUUUUAACAUUUCCAGGGGGUCCUGAUGCACCUGGGCAAGGGACUACCCUUUGAGAACCACUAGUUAGGAAGGUUGUGUGGUACAGCAAGAUCUCUGUGGUUCCUGACAGUUCAUUCUUUUUUUUUUUUUUUUUCAAUUUGACAGAGACACAGCGACAGAGGGAACACAAGCAGGGGGAGUGGGAGAGGAAAAAGCAGGCUUCCCACCGAGCAGGGAGCCCGAUGCAUGGCUCGAUCCCAGGAUCUUGGGAUCAUGACCUGAGCUGAAGGCAGACGCUUAACAACUGAGCCACCCAGGCGCCCCGCUGACAGUUCAAUCUAUGCGUUCCAUUCGUCCAGUAAACAUUUGAGGGCCUCUUAGGUGCCAGGCAUUUGACCUUGCAUGCAGUGAAGUCAUAAUUAUGAAUAAGGUAGGCAAGGCCCCUGCACUCCAGGCCACUUACAUUCUUGUGGGGUGGGGGAUACAAGACAAUAAAUAGUAAGAAAUAGGAUUAUUUUGGGGGCGCCUGGGUGGCUCAGUCGUUAAGCGCCUACCUUCGGCUUGGGUAAUGAUCCUGGGGUCGAACCCCGCAUUGGGCUCCCUGCUCAGCGGGGAGCCUGCUUUUCCCUCUCCCACUCCCCCUGCUUGUGUUCCCUCUCUCGCUGUGUCUCUCUCUGUCAAAUAAAUAAAUAAAAUCUUAAAAAAAAAAAAAAAGGAUUAUUUUAGAUAGUGCCAAGUAGUCGUGAAGAAAAACCGUGUAAUCAAAGAGCUUUCUGGGGGAUAAUGUAAAUAGUCUGUGAAUUGGAUGUGUUUACAUGAUUUCUGUCCUGGGUGUGGUAACCUGAGGGUUCACCUUCAUUCCAGGAAGACCUCAUCUGAAUAAUCAGAGCACCCCUUUGGAUACACAGUGCCUGCCCUGAGAUUUCCUUCUGCAAACCUCUCUGCCUGUGACCUUUAGUUAACCCUGCUUUCUCUUCUCCGGCUCCUAGAGCAUAGCUGCACUUCACUUGGUCCUGUUGAAGGAGGACUUACUGGGAACAAGGUGAAAGCAUCUUGCUCCGCUGUGAAUGGAUGGUCUCCAUCUAAGGAAAUCACCUUGCAGAAUAGGAUGGAAGCCCAGGACCCUCAGUGUUGGAUCUCCUUGUGAAUAGCUCCCCUGGACUUCAUUUCCUGGUGGCUUGUUUUUAGGCCUGCCACCUCUCUUUACUAGGAAGCACCUUUGACCCUGAAUUUGAAACCGAACUGAGACAGUAGUGACCAAAAGGAGUCCUAUGAAUAGGCUUAACCAGAGGUUCCGAAACAAAUUAGAGCUAGCUCUCUCUCCCCGAGACCCCCCAGCCCUUUCCAAUCCAUGGGACCCCAAGGGGAGAGAGACUUGUCUGAUCCCCUCUUCCUGCUCCUGGCCUGCCUUGGAGAACUGGGGCCAGCUCUAUUCCCUCCUGUCCCCAGAGGCCUUUCUAGGCCCUUCCAAGCCCUCGGAGAGCAUUCAGGUGACUGCCGGCAGCCACCUUACCACUGCGGACCCUUAGGGUCUGCAAAAUAGCCAUGCCUUCAUACAGUACCAUGACCAACACCUUCCAAUGA
This is a messenger RNA of Mirounga angustirostris (Northern elephant seal), 8223 nucleotides long. RefSeq names its product SWI/SNF related, matrix associated, actin dependent regulator of chromatin subfamily c member 1 (gene SMARCC1). Gene Ontology annotation, molecular function: histone binding; nucleosomal DNA binding. NCBI's taxonomy places the organism in Eukaryota, Metazoa, Chordata, Mammalia, Carnivora, Phocidae. Gene Ontology annotation, cellular component: SWI/SNF complex; nBAF complex; npBAF complex. The record is from RefSeq and is a predicted model, not a curated record. The transcript is spliced from 28 exons. Bases 56 to 3373 code for a protein of 1105 amino acids. Gene Ontology annotation, biological process: positive regulation of DNA-templated transcription.